GGUACACUUCCGUGUCACAGUUCACGUUACACACGUGAGAGAAGAAGAAAACAGCGGCUUCAGUUUCAGUGGACAGGAUGGACGCGAAAGUGAAGAAACAGAAGAAGCAUCAGCAAAAACACAGUGGACCUCAGGCGGAGAAGAAGAAGCUGAGGAAGCACGGCGCCUCGACAGAGGAGGAUGGCCGCAAACGCAACCCCAAAGCGUUUGCGGUUCAGUCCGCGGUCCGCAUGGCCAAGACCUUCCACAGGGCUCAGGACAUAAAGACGAAAAAACAUCACAUCCCUCAUGUGGACCGGGCGCCUCUGGAGCCGCCGCCGGUCGUGAUCGUCGUCGUUGGGCCGCCGAAGGUGGGAAAGAGCACGCUGAUCCGCUGCCUGAUCAAAAACUUCACACGGCAGAAGCUCGGAGACAUAUGUGGACCGGUGACCAUCGUCUCUGGAAAGAAGCGUCGCCUGACGUUCAUGGAGUGCAGCAACGACAUCAACACCAUGAUCGACCUCGCCAAAGUGGCCGACCUGGUCUUGAUGUUGAUUGACGCCAGCUUUGGCUUCGAGAUGGAGACGUUUGAGUUCCUGAACAUCUGCCAGGUGCACGGCUUCCCACGCAUCAUGGGCGUUCUCACGCACCUGGACUCGUUCAAGAACAACAAGACUCUAAGGAAGACGAAGAAAAACCUCAAACAUCGAUUCUGGACCGAAGUUUAUCAGGGAGCGAAGCUGUUCUACCUUUCUGGGAUGGUUUACGGCGAAUACCAGACGCAGGAGGUGAAGAACCUCGGUCGCUUCAUCUCCGUCAUGAAGUUCCGUCCUCUGGUGUGGCAGACGUCUCACCCUUACGUGCUGGUCGACCGCAUGGAGGACCUGACGGACCCCGAGAAAGUGAGGACUGAGCCCAAGUGUGACCGCACCGUGUCUCUCUACGGCUACCUGAGAGGGACAUUUCUGAAAAACAAAGGCCAGGUCCACAUACCAGGCGUUGGUGACUUCCAGGUGGCGGACGUUAACUUCCUGCCCGACCCGUGUGCUCUGCCGGAUGCUCAGAAGAAGAGGGCACUGAACGAGAAGGAGCGUCUGCUCUACGCGCCCAUGGCAGGCGUGGGCGGAGUCGUUUACGACAAAGACGCCGUGUAUAUUGACCUUCCUGCCAGCCAUGUCAAGCAGCAGCAGGAGGAAGUGCGUCCGACCACGGAACUCGUCCAGUCCCUCAUCGACACGCACGCCACGCUGGACGUGAAGAUGGCGGCGAGUAAAGUGUCGCUGUUCAGUGACUCGGCCACACUGGACCCGGCACUCAUCGACGAGCAGAGAGGCGAGGACGAACGUCUUCACGAGAAACGCGUGUGGGAUCCGAAUACCCAGAGAGAGAGGAGGGCGGUGGUUUUCUCUGAGAAGGACGACGAAGAUGAUGAUGAUGAUGAUGAUGACGACGAUGAUGAUAACGGCUCCAGUGAUGAGGAGGAGGAGGAGGACGGAGACGAUGGCGAUGGCGAUCACCUCUCCGCGUUUCUUAAAGAGGCAAGAGCCAAGUCUGGUGGUGAUCAUGUGACCGUCGGUCCACCGCCAGAGAAGAGACAGAGAGUGGAGGAGGGAGGAGCGAGGGAGGAGGGAGUCGCCGAGGUGCCGGCGUUUGCAGACAGCGAGGAUGACCUGGAGAUGAGUGAGGAAGAGGAGGAGGAGGAGAAGAGAGCGGGAGACUCUGGACAUUGUUCUGAGGAGGACAGCGAUGAGGAGGAGGAAGACGAUGAAGCUGCGGUGAAGGAAGAAAUAGACAGUGAGGAGGAAGAAGAAGAAGAGGGGGAGGAGGAAGAUGCGGGAGCUCUGCGGUGGAAGCAGGAUCUGCAGCAGAAAGCGUCGGCGGCGUUUCUACGGCAACAAGAAUCCGCCCCCAACCUCCGUAAACUGGUUUAUGGUUCUGCCGCGGGGGCGGGAGACUCGGAUGAGGAGGAAGGGGAGGAGCUCGGGGGCCUGUUUCGCGUCAGUCGACCUCAGAAGAGCAAACGGUUCACGGCGAACUCGGUGGACUGCUCGCGCUUUGCGGCUGACUCCGCCCACAACUGGGACCUGGAGGAGAUGAUGAACUCCAUCAGAGACUGUUUCGUCACAGGGAAGUGGGAGGAGGGACAGGACGCAGCCACGCUGCUGAAGGAGGACGAGGAGAUGUACGGAGACUUUGAAGAUCUGGAAACAGGAGAAGUCCACAAGGGUCAAACAGGACAGAAGGAUCGCGCCGAGGACAGUGAGGAGGAGGAGGAGGGUGAGGGUGAUGAUGAGGAGACUCUGGUGAAGGUGGACGACGACGUCGCUCAGAAGAACAAGCGCCUGGAUAAGAAGCGUCGCCUGAAGGAGCGAUUCGACGCCGAAUACGACGACAAGGACGCAACUUACUUUGACGACCUGAAGGAGGAGAUGCAGAAACAGGCCGAGCUGAACAGGGCGGAGUUUGAGGACGUGGAUGACGAGACCAGAGUGCAGUACGAAGGCUUCCGUCCGGGCAUGUACGUCAGAUUAGAAAUCUCCUCGAUCCCCUGCGAGUUCGUCACCAACUUCGACCCUCACUAUCCCAUCAUCCUUGGCGGUCUGGGCUCCAGUGAAGGCAAUGUAGGCUACCUGCAGCUGCGACUGAAGAAACACCGCUGGUACAAUCGCAUCCUGAAGACACGCGACCCGCUCAUCCUGUCCCUGGGCUGGAGACGCUUUCAGACCAUGCCGCUGUACCACAUCGAGGACCACAACGGACGCCACCGUCUGCUCAAGUACACGCCGCAGCACAUGCACUGCGGCGCCUCCAUCUGGGGUCCGAUCACGCCGCAGGGCACCGGGUUCCUCGCUCUGCAGACGGUCGCAGGAGUUAAAGCUAAUUUCCGUAUCGCAGCGACCGGCGUGAUCCUGGAUCUGGAUAAAUCUGUGACUGUGGUGAAGAAGCUGAAACUCAUCGGUUAUCCGUACAAGAUCUUUAAGAACACGAGUUUCGUUAAGGGGAUGUUCAACACGGUGCUGGAAGUCGCUAAAUUUGAAGGUGCCUCUAUACGCACGGUGUCCGGGGUCAGAGGUCAGAUCAAGAAGGCUUUGUCGACACCAACGGGAGCUUUCAGAGCCACGUUUGAAGACAGACUGCUCAUGAGCGACAUCGUGUUCCUGCGCUCCUGGUUUCCCGUGGCCAUCCCUCAGCUCUACAACCCGGUGACCUCUCUGCUGCUCCCUGCUGGACAGAAGGACACGUGGUCGGGCAUGAGGACGCUGGGGCAGCUCAAACACGAGCUGGGAAUCCGCAACAAACCCAACACCGACUCCUUGUACAAGCCCGUCGUCAGAGCUCAAAGACACUUCAACCGUCUCCACAUCCCCAAAGAGCUGCAGAAGGCCCUGCCCUUCAAGAGCAAACCCAAACAACAGCAGCCGAAGGGGAAGACGCCCAGAGACCUGCAGCGUCCUUCUGUGAUCAGAGAACCUCACGAGAGGAAGGUGGCGGCGCUGCUCCACGCUCUGAGCACCGUCCACAACCACAAGAAGAGGAAAGCGCAGAGUGCGCAGCACAGCAAACACAAGGACUUCCUGCGGCAGAAGCAGAAAGACGAGGAAGCCAAAAUGCAGCGGCAGAAGGAAGCGCGUAAGAAGCUUUACCGCGCCAUCGGCCAGAAAGACCAAAAGAAGCAGAGGUCCAGCCUGAAGGGGGCGCCACAGGACGACUGACACUCUGUGUCUGGACUGAAUCAUCUUUUUAAGAAUAUUUUUUUCUUUAUGUAUUGAAAUGAAGAUUUUCUGAAGAAAAAUUAA
This is a messenger RNA of Solea senegalensis (Senegalese sole), 3776 nucleotides long. It is a transcript of the gene bms1, whose product is annotated as BMS1 ribosome biogenesis factor. The record is from RefSeq and is a predicted model, not a curated record. NCBI's taxonomy places the organism in Eukaryota, Metazoa, Chordata, Actinopteri, Pleuronectiformes, Soleidae. The transcript is spliced from 23 exons. Gene Ontology annotation, cellular component: 90S preribosome; nucleus. Gene Ontology annotation, biological process: endonucleolytic cleavage of tricistronic rRNA transcript (SSU-rRNA, 5.8S rRNA, LSU-rRNA); maturation of SSU-rRNA from tricistronic rRNA transcript (SSU-rRNA, 5.8S rRNA, LSU-rRNA); ribosome biogenesis. Gene Ontology annotation, molecular function: GTPase activity; U3 snoRNA binding; GTP binding. Bases 78 to 3692 code for a protein of 1204 amino acids.